Molecule: messenger RNA, 7216 nt
Organism: Leguminivora glycinivorella
Lineage: Eukaryota; Metazoa; Arthropoda; Insecta; Lepidoptera; Tortricidae
Gene: norpA
Product: 1-phosphatidylinositol 4,5-bisphosphate phosphodiesterase
Exons: 23
Coding region: 298-3519 (1073 amino acids)
Biological process (GO): phosphatidylinositol-mediated signaling; lipid metabolic process
Molecular function (GO): phosphatidylinositol-4,5-bisphosphate phospholipase C activity; calcium ion binding
Source: RefSeq, a predicted model, not a curated record
UUCGACCUUGCAUGAGCGCAUGCGCGAAGUGCCUCAGCCCGCGCGCGCUUCUCUCCAUUCUUCAGUCUGCGUACGGACGCCGCGUAGGACGCACGUUAGUGACGCUGCGACGUUCCAAAAUCUAAACUCGAAACCGUACAUCAACCAAAUACACAGAAAUAACACUUGUUUAACAACACGAGGACAGUUGGAAGUUAAAUAGUGAGUGAUACAGCUCGCGCGGGCGCGGAUUUCCUCAUAUAAGAUUUCUACGAAGAUGUCUCGUUGAUUCUGCCAGGCUGAUUUGAACUCUACGCGAUGACGAAAAAGUUCGAAUUCAACUGGCAGAUCCCGGUGCCCGAACCUCUACUGCAGGGUGCGGUGUUCGACCGAUGGACUGAAGAAAAGGAUAACACCGAACUCGAACAGAACUGCACAUUUAAAGUGGAUGAGUAUGGCUUCUUCAUCUACUGGAAAAGCGAUGGAAAGGACGGUGACGUCAUCGAGCUGUGCCAAGUCAGUGAUAUCCGAGCUGGAGGAGUGCCAAAGGACUCCAAGUUGAGCACGAACCUGCUGAACAAACACGGGGAGAGUCUAGAAGACAAGUCGCUGACCAUCUGCAGCGGGACGGACUAUAUCAACAUCAACUACCAGCAUGUAGUCUGUCCUGAUGCGAACACUGCCAAGGUAUGGCUGGAAGGCCUGAGGCGGAUCACCCACAAUGUGAAAGCAAACAACGUGUGUCCGAUGACGUGUCUCAAGAAGCAUUGGAUGCGUCUAUGCUUCCUCACGGACCCGAAAGGCAAGGUGCCCGUCAAGGUGGUAGCCCGAACCUUCGCCUCAGGCAAAACUGAGAAACUGGUGUACCAGUGUUUGUCAGAGCUGGGUCUUCCGUCAGGGAAGAAUGAAGCUAUGGAGAAAGAGGCCUUCACGUUUGAUAAAUUCUACGCGCUGUACCAUAAGAUCUGCCCGAGGAAUGAUAUUGAAGAACUGUUUAGAUCCAUAACCCAAGGCAAAUCCGACAAGAUCAACCUGGACCAGUUCGUGAACUUCCUGAAUGAGAAGCAGCGAGACCCGCGCCUCAACGAGAUCUUAUACCCGCUAUAUGAUGACAAGAGAGCAGUGGAAAUCAUCACCACGUAUGAGCAAGAUGAGGCUGCGAAGAACGAAAAAUGCCUAACGAAAGACGGUCUCAUCCGCUACCUGAUGUCCGAUGAGAACGCCCCCGUGUUCCUCGAUCGACUGGACAAUUACAUGGACAUGGAUCAGCCGCUGGCUCACUAUUACAUAAACUCGUCCCAUAACACGUAUCUAUCUGGACGACAGUUUGGUGGGAAGAGUUCUGUGGAGAUGUACCGACAAGUCUUGUUAGCAGGGUGUCGGUGUGUAGAACUUGACUGCUGGGACGGUAAAGGCGAGGACGAGGAGCCAAUCAUCACCCACGGCAUGGCCAUGUGCACAGACAUCCUCUUCAAGGACGUCAUCUAUGCUCUCAGAGACACCGCCUUCGUGACGUCGGACUACCCCAUUAUACUGUCCUUUGAGAACCAUUGCUGCAAGGCCCAGCAGUAUAAGUUGGCUAAAUACUGCGAUGAGAUCUUGGGUGAUUUGCUGCUGAAAGAACAGCUUCCUGACUAUCCGUUGGAACCGGGCCAGCCCCUCCCACCACCGUCAGCGUUGAAGAGGAAGAUCAUGAUCAAGAACAAGCGGCUGAAGCAGGAGGUGGAACGUCAGGAAUUGGAGCUGUUCCGUCAGGGGCAGUUCGUCAUUGAAGACGAGGUUAAGGAAGACGCUUCUGCGGUAGCUGUGCCUGAUAAGAAGCCCGAAGAAAUCGUCGCAGAAGCAGCGACAGCCGGCGACGACGCCCCUCCACCUGUAGCCUACACCGGUUCCACCACCAACGUGCACCCCUGGCUCUCUUCCAUGGUCAACUACGCGCAGCCCAUCAAGUUCCAAGGCUUUGAGGAGGCUGAGAAAAAGAACAUCUACCACAACAUGUCUUCCUUCGCCGAGACCACCGGCAUGAACUACCUAAAGCAGCAAGCUAUAGACUUCGUCAACUACAACAAGAGACAGAUGUCCAGGAUCUACCCUAAAGGAACCCGAGCUGACUCUUCCAACUACAUGCCUCAGGUGUUCUGGAACGCCGGCUGCCAAAUGGUGUCCCUCAACUUCCAAACCUCAGACCUGCCCAUGCAGCUCAACCAGGGGAAAUUCGAAUACAACGGGAACUGCGGAUACCUGCUCAAGCCGGACUUCAUGCGGCGCGCCGACAGGAGCUUCGACCCGUUCGCUGAUGCCCCGGUCGACGGGGUGAUCGCGGCACAGUGUUCAGUGCAAGUGAUAGCCGGUCAGUUCUUGUCGGACAAGAAGAUCGGCACAUACGUAGAAGUGGACAUGUACGGUCUGCCCACGGACACCAUUCGUAAGGAGUUCAGGACGCGCAUGGUGCCUGCCAAUGGACUGAACCCGGUUUAUAAUGAGGAGCCGUUCCUCUUCCGAAAGGUUGUCCUACCAGACUUGGCCGUCCUCCGUUUUGGCGUCUACGAUGAGAACGGCAAACUUCUCGGGCAGAGGAUCUUACCCCUGGACGGUCUUCAGGCAGGCUAUAGACAUAUCUCUUUGAGGACAGAAGCCAAUUUUCCAAUGUCACUACCUAUGCUGUUCUGUAACAUUGAGCUGAAGAUCUACGUGCCUGACGGUUUCGAAGAUUUCAUGGCGGCCCUGUCAGACCCUCGGGCGUUCAUGGGCGCGGCUAAAGAACGAACUGACAACAUGAAACAGAUGGGCAUCGAGGAAAGCGGGCCCGAGAAAAAAGUGCAAAUCGAAGACAAGAAGGAAGAGCCGCUAGUGUUCGAGCCAAUCACGGUCGAGUCGCUCCGGCAAGAGAAGGGCUUCGUCAAAACUGGCCGCAAGCAGCAGAAAGAACUAGAAGCUAUGCGCAAGCGCCAAGCCAAGGAGAAGCUGGCUAUGCAGAAGACGCAGUGCAGCGCGCUUGAGAAACUCAUCAAGGGCAAAAACAAAGAGCAGCUAAGCAACGACCCAGCCUUCCGCAAGCUCGUCACCGACCAAUCAGCGGCCUGGAGCGAGCUGGUCGCCAAACACCGCCUCGAGGAGUGGAGCUCGGCCCGCAGCCGGCUGGAUGAGCAGAGAGAACUGCUGAAGAAGAUGAUGGAGACGACACAGCAGGUGCAGAUGAAGCAACUGGAGGCUAAGCAUGAGAGGGAGCUGAAAGACAUGAACGGCCGGCAGGCUAAGAUCAGCAUGGAGACCAGCAAAGAGGUGGCCAACGACAAGACUCUCAAGACCAAACAGGAGAAAGACCGCCGGCUCCGAGAGAAGAAGCAGAACAACACUAAGAAGUUCAUGGAGGAACGGAAGGGUCAAACAAUCAAGCAGAACCGUGAGAAGGAAAAGCUGAAGGUCACACAUGACAAACAGAUGGAAGAGUUGUCCAAGGACGUUGACAACCUGAUCGAGAUGUACAAGAUGGAGGAGUCCGAGUUCGACAAUUCGAGCAAAACGGAGUUCUUCGCAUGAAAGUACCCCGACAUUGCUCCUCUGUUCGAGCAAUUGAACUGCGCGCCCGCGCCCGCCGAGGCGAGUGACUCGAGCCAGUGAACUGGCAAGUGUGAAGUGAUCUCUUCAUUAUUAAUCUAUAAGCCGUUUUCUAGGAAUAGGUACCACAUAGGGACCGUGCAAGCUACCGUCAUUAGCAACACAAUGCUAGAAAAGGUUACCCCAUCGUCAAGCAGGCGAUUGUGGAAGACGGACGGACCUUGUGGCUGCAAGGCGCUCUAUGUUAUUAGAGUAUACCUAAAGAUGUGUCGCAUUCCAAACGACCGUGGGCCAAGAAAAGUAACGAAUGGACACCAAACAUUGUGCGGCGUGACGGCAGACCGCGAAGGAGAUGGCGGCACGAUCUUCUUAAAAGAUUGGCCAAACAUUGCCUUAGACCGAGGUGCGUGAAAGAAAGAGAGGGAGGACUUUGCCCAGCAGUGGGACACAAAAGGCUAACAAAUAAAUAAAUAAAGAUAAAGGUCAUCCUUGUGGUAUGAGAGAAUGUGGUACCUUAAACUUGAGAAUGUCAUUAUUUAUUACCUAAGAUUAAUUCCAUGUCAAUCCAAAGUUCCAGUUUGUUUGAUGUUUAGAUGAAUUUUCAUAUAUUUUUUUAGCAAACUUUAAAUGAAUGUGUUUUAAGUUCACCUCGGUAUAUGUAAGAUAUACGUCAUAUAGGUCAAGUUUUUAUUUAUUAUAAACUGAUGUUACCACUAAUACUUAAGAUAUAUUUUUAAGAAAGUAGUAAAGAUAAUUUUUAAUCAAAAUUGGAACGAGAAAUUUAUCGAGAAAUAUUUAAGAACUGAUAUCUUGUUUCGGCCUUUUUCGGUUAUUGAAAUUGACUAAAUAUAAGGAAACUAUAAACUGUAAUACAUUGUAAGUUGUAUAAAAAUGGGGGAUAACAUGUUCUUUCUACGGGUAAUAUAUAAUCCCUUAUAAUUUAGACACUUCCAGUAAAAUACUAGUCUUCUUUUUAGAUUCCUUCCUUUUUAAGUGACUAUUGACAAUUUUACGCUACUUUUAUUUUAUUAGUGAAAGCAAUAGGUAGAUUUAUGACUGACACCUUUGUAUAUUGUAUUAAACAGUUUUUUCUUAUCCCCAUGACAAUGUAUCUAGAACUUUAUAUAGUUUAUAUCAUUAAAUUUACUUAUAUUUUAAGCGAAAUAUUAAUUUUAAAUGUUGGUAAGGGAUCAAAUGCCAAAAUAUUUCACGAAAAUAAUAAAAUUAUAAUUGUGAAAUUUUAAAUUAAUAGCUGUCCUGCAUGAGGUCAUUGGAAAUAGAAUAAUAAAUAUUUUUUACAGAUCUCAUGGAAGAAUUAGUGAAAAAUAUGUAUACUACUUAAUUAAUGAAAAAUUUUGAUUUGUCUAAAAUUACUUGAAAGCAAUAUUUUGAAUAAUGGCCUUGUAUUCUGUGGAUCCCAUCGAAGAAAUAACUUCUUUAAGUGUUAAAACAACUAAAUAGUAGGUUUGAAAUUGGAAUAACAGAUUAUGUAGAUAUAAUGAUAGAACUACUAGUUUUUAUACGAUCCCAGCUAGUUGUGCUGCCCCAUUGUCAAAAUAUCUAUGGAUGUAUGAUUAUGAGCAUUAAGCACCUACUGUAAUAUUUAUGCAACUAAAUUCCGUAUAGUCGCAACUGCUGAAACGCAAAAUGUCCAGGUAGGUUAGGUAUCUUCAAAAUAUGGCCGAAAGCCAAACUGCAUAGAAUAGAAGCCCCGCGCAAGCGGGGCUCCGUCGAUAUCGCUUUAAAGUUAAGAAAAAACCGAAAAAAUAUUGUGGAUAUUUUGCGUUUUAGAUCAGUUGCUUCUAACACCUAAAUUCUUGUGGAAUCUGAUUGUAUCAAUGUUACUUUGAACAAUUCAAAGCUUUAUUUGAGCUUCGGUCCGAAACAAUAGCAUGUAAUGCCAUUUUUUAAAACGUACUUCGUAGUUUUAGACUCUUAAAAACAUGUUCACUGCGUUUCUUAAACAUUUAUCUAAGAGUAAACUAUACUAUCAUUCCAUUUCAAUUUUAUACUCUCAUACUUCUCUCGUUGCUAGUGGACCAAACUACUCUAUUUCAAGAUACUGAAUAACUUUUAGUUACAUUAACUGUUGUAAGUCUAGUUCUAAGUAACAUACUGAAGUAACUGUAAUGACGUAAUAAUAAGCCAAAGAGAUUAAAUUAUUCAAUUUAUAUAUUUGAACUACUUAUUUGAUUUCAAAUCAAUUAUUAGUGUAGGGACUCUUUUGAUGUCAAUAUUAAUUAAGAGUAUAUUUUGAAAACUUUAUUUCUUCGUUUGUCAAUAUGUGGCUGAAUUAACCGCUAAGUAGAGUAAAUUUUUUAGGUGUCUAUUUGAGGUACCUAUCUGUUGAUUUCUAGUCAAUUUCAUUAUAGGAUAAAAGUACAUGAUGUAAGUUCAAUUGUAUCGUAACUUAAAAAGACGCACUACUUACAUAUUUUGACAUACUUACCACAUACAGUGGUUGACACUAGAUUCAAUUUAUGAAUUACAUAAAACUAAUAACAUUGUAGAAAAUCAUACUUGGUUAAAAUUGUUAAAUAAUAAUAAAUUCUUUCUAAAAUAUAUUUAUUCAAAAUUUUAGAUUUAAAAAAGAUAGUGAGAAUAAAUCAUAAGUGUUUCUUAACAUAAUGAAAUUGUAUUGCAAAAAUUUUACAAUUAUUAUAUUAUUAAUCAAUAUUAUGUUGUAAAAUUAAUAUUUACGAUUGCACUUUAUUGACUUUGAUAAUAAAACUGUAUUAGACAUUAUGAGAAAAUGUGAAAAAAUAAAUCUUUUCGUAGUUGUUUAACGAAAUUUAACAUUUUUAAAGUAGCUAGUUUUUGGAAUUGUGAUAUAAGUAGGGGGAUGUCCAGAAUUGGCCUACUGGAGUGAACUGGAUUCAGAGCUCUUGAGAACAUUUUUAGCAUUGUUUACGAAACUACGGACUGGGCAUGGGUGUCAAACUUUGUAUCUCAAUUUAUUUUACUAAAUUUAAACAUUUUCAAUUAGAAUUUUAAGAGCUUGAUAUAAAUAAGGCACUUUCUGAACAGAAUGUAUUGGCACUUGGUGUAUUUUAUAUUUUGUUUGAUUGCAUGCCAUAUGAACCGAUUAGUGUUAAGGUCAAAAAGUAAAGCAUAUAUUCUAAAUUCAUUGUAUUGUACCAUAGUUAAAACACAUUGCUCUGCAUAUUUAUAUUAUCAGAGGAUUUUAAUAAAAAAGCGGAUUUACAGAAUGGCUAGCAUUUAUAAUGUAGAGUUUAUUUAUGGUAUGAGUGCAUCCUAUUAGUCUGGCUAACAAUCAUUUCCGUCAAUAGAAUAGACUAUAACACAAGUUGUCAUUUGACACUUACCCUCAAUCAGGAUUCAGAUCAGGUUCACACAGUUGGUAAUGUAUGUAAAUGUCAAGUGCCAACCAACAGAUACUUCACCAUAAAAAAAAAUUGUUAAUUCAGAAGUAAUUACUUUUUAUAAUGACAGAAAUGGGUUGGCAAAACUUGAAUAAAAUGGAUGGCUUAUGCCAUGUCAUAGACAAUACAUCUACUUCUUAAGCUAGACUAUGCAUUAACUACAUCAAUAUAACUGAAAAUAAUGCUAACCAUUCAUCAGUACUUAACCAUCGGAUAGAUAUAAUAAAAUAUGUUGUAUCCAAUGAUUUAUUUAUUGUUUAAUGUACAAUAAUUAAAUUAAAACAUUUUAAACACAA